AUGGAGAGUAGUCAUAUAAGUGAAGAAGUUUUAGUCGAGGAAGAAGAUGACUUAAUAAGUGAAGACGAAACUUUGGUUAAUGAAUUUGAAGAAGAAGAUGAAAUAGCCAACAACGAGGAUGACGCUCAAACUGAAGAGGUUGCUGCUUUAGAAGCAAAUAAUGAUAAUGAGAAGAAAGAUGAAAUAUAUAUUGGAAUGGAGUUCAGUUCUGAUGAAAUUGCACAUAUAACUUAUAAAAAGUAUGGAGGCAAUCAUGGUUUCAAUGUAAGAAAACAACGGAGGAUGAAGAAAAAAGAGAAGGUAGUAAGGCUUCUUUAUGUUUGCUCAAAACAAGGGUACAUGAAAGAACCUAAGGUCAUAAAAUCUUAUUCACAGCCAAUCACACGGUGUGGUUGUAAUGCUCAUAUGACUUGCUACCUUCAGAAGACCGGAAAAUAUAAGGUUGUGUCUUUCGAGCCGAACCAUAACCAUGAUUUAGUGAAGACACCUAUGAAACAUUUGUUGAAGGGAAAUCGGGUAUUAUCUAUCUCUCAAAAACAACAUGCAGAUGAUGCCGAGAUGUCAGGGAUUUCAGUAAAAGCAACCGUUGAAAUGAUGAGUAGAGAAGUAGGAGGAAAAAAAAGAGGGUAUGCAUCUUUUUUUUAUUCAAUGCAACUUGAUGAGGAUGAUAUGAUCACUAAUAUCUUCUGGGCAGAUGAUCGGUCUAUAAGUGAUUACAAUCUUUUUGGAGAUGUCGUUUGCUUUGACACAACUUAUAAGACCAAUGACUAUGAAAGACCCUUUGCUCCAUUUGUCGGAGUCAAUCAUCAUAAGCAAACUGUUGUGUUUGGUGCUGCUCUCUUAUAUGAUGAAACCACUGAGUCAUAUAAGUGGCUUUUCGAGACUUUUCUUGGAGCAAUGUCUGGAAAACAACCUGAAACAAUUCUUACAGACCAAUGUGCAGCAAUGGCGAAUGCAAUAGUGAAGGUAUUUCCUGAUACAAAGCAUAGAUUAUGUGUUUGGCAUAUUUACCAAAAUGCUGCAAAGAAGUUGAGUCAUGUAUUUCAUGGAGCAGAACAAUUUGCCAUGAACUUUAGUAAAUGUGUAUAUGACCAUGAGGAAGAAGAAGAAUGGUUAUUGGCAUGGAGUAAUAUGCUCCAGUAG
This is a messenger RNA of Arabidopsis lyrata subsp. lyrata, 1143 nucleotides long. RefSeq names its product protein FAR1-RELATED SEQUENCE 5-like. Gene Ontology annotation, biological process: regulation of DNA-templated transcription. The record is from RefSeq and is a predicted model, not a curated record. The transcript is spliced from 2 exons. Lineage: Eukaryota; Viridiplantae; Streptophyta; Magnoliopsida; Brassicales; Brassicaceae. The coding region runs from base 1 to 1143 and encodes 380 amino acids.